Molecule: messenger RNA, 6250 nt
Organism: Vicugna pacos (alpaca)
Lineage: Eukaryota; Metazoa; Chordata; Mammalia; Artiodactyla; Camelidae
Gene: AVPR1A
Product: arginine vasopressin receptor 1A
Biological process (GO): positive regulation of vasoconstriction; G protein-coupled receptor signaling pathway; cellular response to hormone stimulus
Cellular component (GO): plasma membrane
Molecular function (GO): vasopressin receptor activity; peptide binding
Source: RefSeq, a predicted model, not a curated record
UCGGGAUUUCUCGGUUAUCACCUUGACAGCGUCUACUGAAGUCAAAUGCUAGGUUAAGGUGACCCUUAAGGGAGGCUUGAGGAAAUGGUGGUAAGACCUAAAAAUGCAUUACACGUCCAGUUCGCCAAGUUUUUCAGAAGAGAAGAGCGGGAAAACGCCACGAUUCCCCGUUACGCCGAUGAAUACGCGAGUCUCCCAGCCCCACCCCUGCAGCCGUGAUGCAAAGAGGACAAAUCACGAACGUAGGAAAAGGGGCCAAAAAAAAAAAAAAAAAGAAAAGAAAACCCCAGAGGGAGAGGGGAGGGAGGUAGUGAGAGGAGUCAGCGGGCAGUCUCCAACCACUAGGGCGAGAAGGAGCGCGGUCUGGGGAAACAAACUCCGCAUAAAUAAUUUGAGUUCGGAGUCCAGUGCUUUCAGAGACUCGGAGCGCACCUCCCCAGCUUCGCCCGAAUCGAGAAAAGGCAGAGCAGGGGAAGGGGCCAGAGACGCGACGGAGAUCAGCCGAGGUGAUAGGUGGGACGUUGCGCCGGGAAACACCCGCGGGAGGAAGAGCAGAGCCGGGCUCGCCGGGAGCGCGGGAAGAAGGGAGCGGAGGCGGGAAGGGAGCGGGCCACGGUGGGAGGCCCAGGAAGCGCUGCAUGGACAGCAUGCGUUUCUCCGGGAGCCCCGGCGCGGGGCCCGCUGGCAACUCCAGCCUGUGGUGGCCUCUGGCCACCAGCGGUGCCAACGCCAGCCGGGAAACGGAGGCGCUCGGAAAAGACGGCGAUCCGCAGCGGGACGAGCGCAACGAGGAGGUGGCCAAGCUGGAGAUCGCUGUGCUAGCCGUGAUUUUCGUGGUGGCCGUGCUGGGUAACAGCAGUGUAUUGCUGGCGCUGCACCGCACGCCUUCCAAAAAGUCCCGCAUGCACCUCUUCAUCCGCCACCUCAGCCUGGCAGACCUGGCCGUCGCUUUCUUCCAGGUGCUGCCUCAGCUGUGCUGGGACAUCACCUACCGUUUCCGUGGACCCGACGGGCUGUGCCGCGUGGUGAAGCACCUGCAGGUGUUCGCCAUGUUCGCCUCGGCUUACAUGCUCGUGGUCAUGACCGCCGACCGCUACAUCGCUGUGUGCCACCCGCUGAAGACGCUGCAGCAGCCCGCGCGCCGCUCGCGCCUCAUGAUCGCCGCCGCCUGGGUGCUGAGCUUCGUGCUGAGCACGCCGCAGUACUUCGUCUUCUCCGUGGUCGAGGUGAACAACGUCACCAAGGCCUACGACUGCUGGGCCAACUUCAUCCAGCCCUGGGGGCUCCCCGCCUACGUGACCUGGAUGACUGGCGGCAUCUUCGUGGCGCCCGUGGUCAUCCUUGGUACUUGCUACGGCUUCAUCUGCUACCACAUCUGGCGCAACGUCCGCGGAAAGACAACAGCGCGCCAGGAGAAGGGUAACCGCGCCAAGGGCGCGGAUGGCACCUUCCACAAGGGGCUCCUGCUCGAGCCGUGUGUCAGCAGUGUGAAGAUCAUUUCCCGCGCCAAGAUCCGCACGGUGAAGAUGACCUUCGUCAUCGUGACGGCUUACAUCGUUUGCUGGGCGCCCUUUUUUAUCAUCCAGAUGUGGUCUGUCUGGGAUAAGAAUUUGCCCUGGGUCGAGUCUGAAAACCCAGCCACCACCAUCACUGCAUUGCUGGCCUCCUUGAAUAGUUGCUGCAAUCCCUGGAUAUACAUGUUUUUUAGUGGCCAUCUCCUGCAAGACUGUGUCCAGAGCUUCCCAUGCUGCCAAAACAUGAAGCAAACGUCCAACAAAGAAGAUUCUGACAGUAUGAGCCGAAGACAGACUUCUUUCACUAAUAACAGAAGCCCAACAAACAGUAUGGGCACAUGGAAAGACUCGCCUAAAUCUUCCAAGUCCAUCAAAUUCAUUCCUGUUUCAACCUGACUCUUGUUAAUGGACUUUUUGACCUGUUGGCUGAAUCCAGCGAUAAACUAUUAGAACAAAUGAACUUACAUGAGAUAAGCAUAAAUCAAUUUCUUGAGUACAAGAUUGUGUUUCUAGUUGCAUUUUCAACAUUGCUACAACACAGAGCUAUGAAUUGUUUUAUUUGGAAUGUUAAUUUAAAAAAAAAUGCUACACUAAAAUUUGCAGGCCUAGUUCCCAGAAAUAACAGAAGUUGUAUUUCUGAAGGAAAAAUCAUAACCACCCUGGCUGUAUAUUUUGCUGUAGGUUUCUUUUCUUUUUAUUUCUGAUAUAACUAAGGCUUGAUUGAUUCAGAAGUCAUACAGUGUAGGGGCAUUAUUGCUGAAAAAAAAAAAUGAGCUCGUUAUCAGCCUUAGUGUUUGAAAGGAAUCAGAAGAGAUUUUGGAGAAAUUAUGUUUCCAGCCAAUAAAAUCAAUUUAUGUAUCAGAAAAUGUAGCCUCAAACUGUGGCCUGGGGAUGGGCAUGGUGCCUUGGAGAGGCAUGUGUACUUGAGGCAUACUGAGCAGGGGGUGCCCCUUCCAGAGGGGAAAGAGGCAAGUUCUGUUAGAAGAUAUAAAUCACCUAAAUUUAAAAUCAGUAACAUUAGAACUGGCAGUUCCUUCUUUUGGUUCCUCAUAUUUUGUUGGUUGUAAAGAGCAGGAUAACCAAGAUGCUGAAGGUUAGAGACAAAACUGGCCGAUGAUAUCUUUUUUUUUGUCCCACAGCAAGGUCGCUUUAAAGCCAGAUUUGUAUGAGGAAUGCUCAGUUUUAUUAGAAGGGUAGAUUGCCCAAGGUACUAUGUAGACUUUCUCGAGAAGACUGUAAACAUAUUUUGAUCAGUGUUAUAGGGUAUCCUUACGUAACACGUGCUAUGCUGGAAUAUUAACACCAUCAGUGCUUCACAUUUGGGGGGUCCAGAUUCAUAGAUAAUAUAAGAGUCUCCUGAAGAAUGACUCAGGACAUUGAGUGUCCCCUCCUUAUGUUUAAGUAAUAACUUGGUCUUCCCUUCUGAUCUCCUACCCAUCUAACAGUUUCAUAGUAGAGGAGAAGCAGGGUUGGGGGCAGGAUGAGGUGGGGAGAUAAAAAGGCAGCAGCUCUGCCUUUAGUCUGGCUUCCUUCAUGAUUAAAUGUAUGACUUUAGGCAGAUGACUUAAAAAUGCACAAAGCCUCCACGUCCUUGUCUGUACAAUGGAGCUGACAACAUUUACCUCACAGGGUUGUUGUGAGAACUAAUGUGUGAAAAGAUCUUCAUAAACUGUCAAGUGCUAUACGAAUGCUAAAUGUUGAUAUUCUUCGGUCGGGGUUGGGGUUGGGGGACAGGGGUCUUCAAAAUUGCCCAGCUUUUUCCUGUUUACUUUUCAUCAACCGGAAUUUCUUGGUUUCAUGUCUGGGAUAUAAAAAUCCUAAAAUGUAAAUAUAGCUCUGCUGAUUCAUUGGAAAGCAUUGCCAGUGGCCAACUAAAGUCUAAGUCCUGUCUAAUCAAAGUUUUCCAAUUUAAAGAGAGAACCUGCUUUCCUUUGAAAUCAGGUAAAUCAAAGCCAGCCAAGAGCAUCAAUUUCUUUUAUUUCUAAACAGUGAUGAAUUACAAAAUUACUUCGCUGUUGUUACUGCAUUUUUUAGCUAUUUUGUCUGGCUCCUUCACCUUCUUGGAGACCAUGCAAUGACUUGAGAAUUACAUCAUAAAUACUUUGCAUCCCUUAGAGGAAGUAAUAGUUCUUUUAAUAGAAUUUUUCUUUUUUUAACUUUGUAGAUAAGAAACUGAGGGCUGAAUGGCACUGUGAGAACUUGGAACCAUCAACCUCACUCCUCUUCAUUCUCCUAUCUUUCCAAAUUCUCAGGCCUUUUACUCCCUAGAUUGAUAAGCCUAAAAACAUGUUUGCAGAUGUCUUACAGAGACUGAGCACUCAGGUUUUAGAAUUCUGCUUUUUAAAAGUAACAAAAAUAUCUUUUAAAGGGCACUGUUCAGUAUGAGCCAUCAAUUAAGUUAAUCAAUUCUUCAUUACUUGAGUCAAAGCAGCAUCUCAGUAUCCUUGCCCUCUGUUAACAUUGUCAGCCCUUUUGACAACUUCUCUCUGACUACUCAAAGCAAAAGUUUUUUGGGUUGGAACAAAGAUGAGUCCACUUUUUUUGUAAAUCCAAUUCCAAACCUCAGGGUUCUUGUAUAGAUUGUUUCAAAGUGCUGAUGUGUAUUGCCAAGCAAAUAAAUCCAGUUUGAAUCAUUUCUAGGAACAUCUUUCAAAUAAGGUACAUAUUAACCUACCCAGCUGCUUUUUCUCUUUUUAAAUACAACAGGAGAUGAGAUAGCAGCAAAGGGGCUAGAGAGACACCAGAAGAUCUGAGUCUAGUUCUGCACUAGGCAACUAUAUGGUCUUGUUCUCUGUGGUUUCAGCUGAGAAGCUUAACUUACCUAGCUGCUAAACAUUCUUAAUGUUAUAUACCCAGAAAUGUCGUUCUAUGUCCCAAAACAAUAUUCCAAAUUGGAAAAGUCCUGCUUGUCUAUGCUGGGAAGGGAUUUCUCUUUCUUGAGCAAAGAGAAGACCGGAGACAUUAUAACAAACAAAGGCUUGCAAACAAGGAUAAAUGUGUUGCCUCACCUUAUUUUAUUUUUCAGAGUUACCUGUGGGAAAAUGCUCCAAGUACACAAUAUUAAUGUAUCUAUGUGAGUAUAGCGAAUGUAAUUAAUAAAAAAUCCACUGGUAAGAAGAAACUGAUGGUACAUCUAUUGAGCAUUUGAUAAAUAUUAAUUGAUGAUGAAAAAACAUUUUAAAGUACAUACUAAAUGCAUAAUGGGUUAAUUUUUGGACAUGUAUCUUUAAAGUAUAAAAAUAUCUUUGAAGGAAAUUAGUGAAAUUCUUUGGCUAAUUAUAUAUUUGUCCUACAUACAAACUUUCCAUCAUCGUCAAAGAAGUCUCAUGCCAUGACUGAGAAAAGGGUGUGGUUUUUAAAGAGAAAAAAAUCAAGUACUCUUAAUAACAUGCAGUAUGCUCCCAAACUUAUUACAGUUAUUAGAAUGGACAAUUAUUGAUGGCUAAAAAACACAACUUUCAUUCUAUUAUUACACAAGUAAAGUACUCUGAUUAAGUUAACAUUUUAUGUUUUUCCGACACUAAAACCUAUUUUUUCUGGUGUAAUUGGCACUCAAAGCUUUAAAUUAUAGCUUUAGAGUUUGACUCUACAACUGAAGUAUAACUAGAAGCCAUCUAGGGAGAAACUGAGCCUAAUCGUUAACCCCAAGUAUCAGAGAAUAGGCUCCUUUAAACCCACGUAAAUUGGGCCCUAAUGGAUUUUCAUACCGGAGGCAAUCACUCUGUUCAGAGUAAGCCCAGGGCAGGGCCGUCUGGGAUGCUAGUCCUGAAGGUGUAGAAGCAGCCACUGUAUCCCUGCCCUCUCCCUCCCUAUGGCCUUUUUAGUACUACUCAGGGUCAUCGGCAACACUUAACAUCAUGACUGGCAAGUGGAGAGUAAAUAUUAGAGAAUGCUUCCUGAUUACAAUCUGACCUCUGCCAAUUAGAGCAAAAAUUAAAGAGGUAUUCAUAAAAAGUUAUUUCCUUUAAAUCCCUAAGAGAGCCUUAAGUGGACUGAAUCACACAAAUUGUGUGAUUUCAUUGCACAUAUAGAAUAAUAUUGUUUUAACUCAAUUUUUAGGUACAUUAAAGUAUCAUAAAUGAAAAUGUAUAUGUGACCUAUAGUAUGUUAGCAUCAAAAUAUACAUUAUGGGUGAUAAUUAAAUGCCAUUAUUUUUUCUUUUUAUUAUUUAUAUAUAUAAAAUACAUAUAUCACAUCUUUUUAUAUUGAUUUAUAUUUGAAAAUUUUAAAAUGUUAAAGAGUGAAUUAAAUAAUUUAUGUUCCAAGAUCAAGUCAGCAAAUUCAGAAAGGGAAAUCUGAGAAUAAAUCUAAUAGUAAUAUCACAAUAAUUGACAGUAUUAAUAUAAAAUAACUGGCAUUUCCACCCAUGAAAGUAGUUGUCUUUAUAUCACAGGAUUUCUGACUUAAUAUAUUCUAUUAUACUUUAGCUCAUUAUUGUAACAAAUUUAUUAAGAAUUAAUGUUGUACAUUUAGUAUUCCAUUUUUGGAACUAUUUUUCAAAUGUUACAGUAUCACAUAUCUUAUCAUGCUAUUAGAAGAACUUCAGUGUGUUUUCUUCGGGUAACUGUAUGAUCAUGGUUUUGAUGGGUGUUGAAAUCUUUUGUGAUUGUAUCUAAUAUUCGGUCCUUUAGAGAAAAAAAUGGUUUGUGAUAUUAUACUGAAAUAACUAUUGUAUUUAUUAUUCACUUUUAUUGUGUAUUAGCUUGAUCUAUAAAUAAAAAUAAGUAUCAAAUUUG